UCAGCAGAAUCACUGUUAACAGAUCGUCUGCCUCACGAAAGUUAAUUUAAUUUGUGUUUCUGGUUCAAAAACAAAUACAAAGUUGAAAUGACGACGUUUGCCCGAACAGCAUUCUCCUCUAAAAUGAGCAACACAAUGCACAUCAUUGGGAACAGUUUCAAGCCUCCAGCCCCUGUUGCUUUGAAGCAAGCUGGUCCUGCUGUUCCUCGCACUAAUGCCACGGUAAAAAAUCGAGGCAUGUUCCUAACUGGAAAGGUUUCCACAGCGGUGUCUUUAAUAGGUCCAUCAAGUGUAAGAUACGCCCACAGUGAUGUUACUGUACCUGACUUCAAUGAUUACAGACCAAACAAUGUCAGUAACACCGCUAUCACAAACUUCAGAGAAAAAGAAGAACAAAGAAAAAAGGAUACAAAAACAUUUAACUAUGCCAUAACAGCUGGUGCUUGGAUUGGUGGCGUGUAUGUGGCAAAGAACACGGUUGAAUUAUUCAUUAAAUCCAUGAGUGCAUCAGCUGACGUGCUUGCUCUUGCUUCUAUUGAAGUUCCUCUUGCUGACGUGCCAGAGGGGAAGAGCGUUACGUUUAAAUGGAGAGGCAAACCAUUAUUCAUUAGACACCGUACUGCUGAGGAAAUUGCCACAGAGGAAGCUGUGAAUCUCGCUGAACUACGAGAUCCACAACAUGACAAUGUUCGUGUGCAACGACCAGAAUUCCUCAUAGUUGUCGGCAUCUGUACUCACCUUGGGUGUGUACCUAUCGCCGAUUCCGGAGAUUUUGGAGGAUACUACUGUCCGUGUCACGGAUCUCACUACGAUGCAUCGGGAAGGAUCAGAAAAGGUCCUGCUCCCCUUAAUCUUGAAGUUCCAGAGUAUUCCUUUCCCAGUGAAGGGAUCGUCAAAGUCGGUUAGGUUUUUCGUUUAUUUAAAAAAUUCAUUUAUUGGAAAUUAGGCGUGCUUGCAAGUUCAAACUAACGGUUAAAAUUUUAUUGAUUUAUUCUGUAUUGAACGUGUUCCAAAUACAAUUAAGAUUUACAA
Messenger RNA from Ciona intestinalis (vase tunicate), 1032 nucleotides. Its product is annotated as cytochrome b-c1 complex subunit Rieske, mitochondrial-like. Gene Ontology annotation, cellular component: membrane. The record is from RefSeq and is a predicted model, not a curated record. Gene Ontology annotation, molecular function: quinol-cytochrome-c reductase activity; 2 iron, 2 sulfur cluster binding. NCBI's taxonomy places the organism in Eukaryota, Metazoa, Chordata, Ascidiacea, Phlebobranchia, Cionidae.